Molecule: messenger RNA, 1210 nt
Organism: Bolinopsis microptera
Lineage: Eukaryota; Metazoa; Ctenophora; Tentaculata; Lobata; Bolinopsidae
Exons: 6
Coding region: 41-838 (265 amino acids)
Source: RefSeq, a predicted model, not a curated record
AGAUGGAACAAGUAUGAUGUAGAAGUAAACAUACUCAAACAUGCCCCUGGUAAAAGGAACGAGAUCCCGACUCUUCACAGGGUCCAGUCACCCUCGUCCUCCCUACAUAACAGAAGUGGAGAAACUACAAGAUGCUCUGGUGAGGAGUGAGCAUGAGGUGCUGAAGAUGAGGGAGCAGAUGGAAUUCCUGGCAUUCCUUGUCCGGAGGGCGUGGCAGGGUGAUAAGGCCGCCAUGUCUGAUGUUGCUUCAAUUGUUGGAAAAAAUAAUCUUUCAGGUUGUGAAACGUCCUCCGUUCAAGAAAACCUCGCACUAAUUACUGACAAGGACGAAUCUUGUGACGGUGAGCAGUGGGCUAACAUGGUUGAGAGGAUGUUGUGGGUGGAGAGACAGAGAGACGCAGAACAAGUCAGCACAGUCAAACUGGCGGAGCGAGAGUGCAUGUUGGAGGGAGAACUAGAAAAUCAUUCCCCGGUAUUUUCAUCGUACCUAAAUAAGCCCCGAGGAAACUUCCGCCAGAAAGCUCGGGCAAAAUCAGCCGCACCUUCAAGAAGCAACAUACCUCAGAUAAAAUCAAGUAACAAUCUCAUGAGCAAACCCCCGAGUGCCCCCCUGACCACGCCUCGCCAAAGUCCUAGUACCCGUCCCCGCUCCGCACCUGCUCCUAAGAAGUUAGCAGCCAGCAGUUCCGUCAGUGUUCAUGGUAGUGAGGUUAUGAUAGCCCAUACUCCGACCAACAGCAAGGUUACACGAUCAAAGUUGGGUGCUAAGCAACUGAGAAAAUCAUACUACCUCCAGAAGAGACUGGGUAUUCCUGAUGAGGCUAUAGUGCUGUGUUGAGCUGCACUACAACACGUGACGUGACACGUGCUUUACAACAGCACGUUCGUAGCGGCUUCAGGUUGAACUGUGUCUUCGAUUGAUAACCAUCACAUCAAGUUGAGUUUUGAAACCUAGUUUUGCUUUUUAAGGAAAAGGACAUUUGAAGAAUGCAAAGUGGUUCAGUAGUGGAGAAAAAUUAUUAUUUUCGACUGUUUCGUUUGCGAGAAAUUAGCUAUCCAAAUCCUUUGAAGUUGUAAUCAGAAAAUAAUUAUUUUGAUAGGCAUGAUUUUCUUUUAGUAUUACCUGUAAUGUGAUUCUAAAUUUGACUUUUUUUUUCUAUAGAUACUUUUAUAAAAACUGCUUCUGUUGAUAUUAUACAGCUUUGCCUUA